Messenger RNA from Musca domestica (house fly), 878 nucleotides. RefSeq names its product MRG/MORF4L-binding protein-like. NCBI's taxonomy places the organism in Eukaryota, Metazoa, Arthropoda, Insecta, Diptera, Muscidae. The record is from RefSeq and is a predicted model, not a curated record. Gene Ontology annotation, cellular component: nucleus; NuA4 histone acetyltransferase complex. The coding region runs from base 45 to 737 and encodes 230 amino acids. The transcript has 3 exons. Gene Ontology annotation, biological process: regulation of transcription by RNA polymerase II.
CGAGAAUCAGCACAAGUUUAAAACUUCCCUUUUUCCUUUGCACAAUGACGAUGACAGCAAGAGAAAGGAGCUUGGCUGCUCCUGCAGAUCAAGAAUGGACACCCGAGGAAGAGAUUCAGCUAUUUUAUGCCAUGGCGGGCCUAAAGCCUGUCGGUGUUAACAAGCAUUUCUACAUAGCCUGUAUUGCCGAACGCUUAAACCGUGACACAGAGAGUGUUUGGGGUCACUUGCGAACCUUGUACAAUCUGGAGGCUCUAGAUGAAUUGGAACCACUGCCAUUUCCCAAUGAUGAAAAAGAAUUUUCUUUGCCCGAAGCCGAAUUUUCGUUGCUUCUAUCGAAGAAAAGAGGCAAUAUUGUUGAGGACAAUAGCGACCCUCCAUCCAUAAUUGCGGUCGCAACCGACAACACAACUAAAGCACAACGCCCACAGUUAAGGACUUGGAUAAGAAACUUACUGCAAAACUUUCCGAUGCUCCCAAGCGAACGCCAAAGCGUACCAGAGGUUCUAUGUCAUUGGAAUCAAACAGCCCCUCAACCACACCGCCACCGCCUCCUGUUCAGAGUAACAAAAGACGACGCAUAUAAUAAUCAUAACAUUACAAUCAGCUGUCCAUUUCAGUUUUCCUUAUUUAUAAGUUUUAUUUUCCAUAAGUUUAGUUACAUAAAAAAAAUACUGCAAAAGAAGAAAUUAAUCGUCGAAUUCAUUGGCAUUUUCGUCAUCAUCUUUAUCAGAUAAGGAUGGCAGAUCCAUAACAUUCAUUCUUUGUAGAAAUGUUGACAACAACCUCUUGUUUAGAUGAUCAGUUUGCGUUAUUUCCCGUACCACCUGGGGGUCAGUCACUGGAUCCACAUGCUGUGCUGUAUUGUAGAGCGAUAA